AUGCUCCGGAUGUAUAGUGAGAAGUUACAGUCUCAGAUGCAUGGGAAAAGGUACUCUAGUGACAUGAGUUCGAGACAGAUUGAUUUCCGGAAGAUUAGCAGAUGUAGACGGCGGAUUUAUGAACCGAUAUUCCCUUGUUAG
Spirodela intermedia is the source of this 141-nucleotide messenger RNA. NCBI's taxonomy places the organism in Eukaryota, Viridiplantae, Streptophyta, Magnoliopsida, Alismatales, Araceae. The record is from the annotation of a GenBank genome assembly.